CUCGAAGCAUGGAGCUUGACCGUGGUAAUCGAUAAGACCUGUAUGAGCUCAAGACAUCACGACCUGUGCGUGGGCUCACUCUCGCGCAAACACCGAACCCUCGACCUGUGUUCGACGGCGACAUGGCAGCAACCCUACAGCCUGAAGGCGUUGCCAGAACGCUCAAUGGCCACCCUGAGUCGGAGGACAGCACCACAUCACCACGAUGGAGUCACAUGAACCGUCUCCUGUCCCGUCAAGGCGCCUACACCGAUCCGGAUGAGUACGAACCUGGCGCAACGCCCCUGAACAAUAUCUCCAACUCGCGGAUCCUCGUCAUUGGCGCUGGCGGUCUGGGCUGUGAGAUCCUUAAAAACCUGGCUCUCUCCGGCUUCCGACACAUCGACGUAAUCGACAUGGAUACCAUCGACGUCUCAAACCUCAACCGGCAAUUUCUCUUCCGCGAAAAGGAUGUCGGGUCGCCCAAAGCCUCAGUCGCUGCCAACUUCGUCAUGAAGCGCUGCCCAGGUUGCACCAUCACUCCACAUGUCGGCAAGAUCCAGGACAAGGACGAGGACUUCUACAUGCAGUUCAACGUCGUUAUCUGCGGCCUCGACAGCAUUGAAGCCCGACGCUGGAUCAACGCCACACUUGUCAGUAUGGUCGACAUGGACAACCCGGACAGCCUGAAACCGCUCAUAGAUGGCGGAACUGAAGGGUUUAAAGGCCAAGCUCGUGUCAUCUUUCCAACCAUGACCAGCUGCAUUGAGUGCCAACUGGAUAUGCACGCUCCUCGCGCAGCCGUCCCGCUUUGCACACUCGCCACAAUCCCACGGCAGCCUCAACACUGCAUCGAAUGGGCGCAUAUCAUCAAGUGGGAAGAAGAGCGCAAAGACAUUAUCCUCGAUACUGACGACCCAGAACACAUUACCUGGCUCUAUCAAACUGCCAUUCAGCGUGCCAAACAGUUCAAGAUCGAGGGUGUGACGUACUCGAUGACUCAAGGCGUCGUGAAGAACAUCAUUCCAGCAAUUGCAUCCACCAACGCCAUCAUAGCCGCCGCCUGCUGCAACGAGGCUUUCAAGAUCGUCACCUCAUCCGCUCCCUUCCUCGGUAACCCAGGCCAGAAUAACUACAUGCUCUACACAGGCGACAGUAGCGUGUACACGUACACGUUUGAGCACCAAAAGAAGGAUGAUUGUCCCGUUUGCGGAAACCUGCCAAAAGGCAUUACCCUUGACCCUGAAUCCACGCUAGGCGAGUUCGUUGAGUCACUGGCUGAGCGACCGGAAGCGCAGCUCAAGAAGCCGAAUUUACGGACGGAGGAGAGGAGUCUGUACUACUCCACUCCUGCAGGGCUGGAGGAGAGCACGCGACCGAACCUCAAGCGCAAGGUGAGGGAGAUAUUAGCGGAGGGAGAGGAAUUUGUUGUAAAUGACCCGAGUUUCCCGGAGGUCACACUCAAGUAUGUGGUGAGAUAUGGUACGUAGGUGGUCCUAUACUCACAAGGGAGUGAGAAGAGAUUGGCAUGAUUACCUGCAUAGCGUAUGGCGUUGGGACAGACGGCGUAUGUCGCU
Messenger RNA from Baudoinia panamericana UAMH 10762, 1556 nucleotides. RefSeq lists its product as uncharacterized. The record is from RefSeq and is a predicted model, not a curated record. Gene Ontology annotation, cellular component: cytoplasm; nucleus. Lineage: Eukaryota; Fungi; Ascomycota; Dothideomycetes; Mycosphaerellales; Teratosphaeriaceae. Gene Ontology annotation, molecular function: NEDD8 activating enzyme activity. Bases 123 to 1469 code for a protein of 448 amino acids. The transcript has a single exon. Gene Ontology annotation, biological process: protein neddylation.